Aspergillus glaucus CBS 516.65 is the source of this 877-nucleotide messenger RNA. RefSeq lists its product as uncharacterized. The record is from RefSeq and is a predicted model, not a curated record. The transcript has a single exon. The coding region runs from base 81 to 740 and encodes 219 amino acids. NCBI's taxonomy places the organism in Eukaryota, Fungi, Ascomycota, Eurotiomycetes, Eurotiales, Aspergillaceae.
ACUGUUUGAUUAGUUUGCUUUCUGCCUUCUUUUUUGGACCGCAACCAUGUUUCUUCUACUCAUCUGAGUCCUCAUUCACCAUGUGUCCGCCGCUCGGAGCCAUAUCCGGUCAAUCAACUGAUUCCAAAGAAUAUCCAGAAUGUUUACCGCCGGAUGAUCUCUCCCGGGGCGCCUACGACCUUGCGCGAUCAUGCCUACCCCCGGCCAUCCUGAAUCACAGUGUCCGUGUCUUUCGCAUCGGAGAAUGGCUUGCUAAGGCAUCUCAGUCGGACUGGGCAUACGAGAAAUGGAAUCUUCUCUUCGUGGCCUGCAUUCUUCAUGACAUAGGCUGCGCCAGUCAAUUCGAUGGUCCCCAGCGAUUCGAAGUCGAGGGCGCCGAUGCAGCCGCAAACUAUCUUCACCAACAUAAAAUCGCCGGGUCGGACGUACACGAAGUCUGGCAGGCGAUUGCUCUCCACACUAGUCCGGGGAUUGCGGAGCGUAUUAGUGUUCUUGCCCGUCUUGUCCGUCAAGCGGUUCUUAUCGACUUUGGUACUCAGUUGGAUCAGGAAAGCCACAGUGUUCGAGAUGCUGCUGAGGAGGCGUUUCCGCGGCUUGGUAUUGAAAACAUUCUAGGGGAUGUUGUUGUUGAUCAAGCACUGAGGCAACCUCAAAAAGCACCGCCGGCUUCGUGGCCUGGUGUCUUGUUACGGGCAAAGAGGGACUGGCCUGAAUGGGAAGGUGUCAAUAAAGGGUUUUGACUGUCUCGGAUAUGGUCUCUUUCUAUCCUGUCAGUCUGUCGCACCGCUACGGCAUCGCUAGGAAGCGUAAGAGUAUAUAUAGCAAUUGUCAUAGAAUACACGACCGUAGUUUUCAAAUGAAUAAGAAUGCUUUUGCU